ACCCGGCGCCGCCCCCGGUGCAGCGCCCAGGCCGAGGCCAUGGACGCGCUGGCCCGGCUGCUGCCCGCGCUCCUGCUGCUCUGCGCGCAGCUGCCGCUCGGCACCAGAGCAAUGAAUGAUAUUGGGGACUAUGUUGGUUCCAAUCUGGAGAUAUCCUGGCUCCCCAACCUGGAUGGCUUGAUAGAGGGCUAUGCUCGCAACUUCCGGCCUGGCAUUGGAGGGCCUCCUGUGAACGUGGCUCUCGCCAUCGAGGUGGCCAGCAUCGACCACAUCUCGGAGGUGAACAUGGAGUACACCAUGACCGUGUUCCUGCAUCAGAGCUGGCGGGACAGCAGGCUGGCCUACAACCACACCAACGAGACCCUGGGCCUGGACAGCCGCUUCGUGGACAAGCUGUGGCUCCCGGACACCUUCAUUGUGAAUGCCAAGUCGGCCUGGUUCCACGACGUGACUGUGGAGAACAAGCUUAUCCGGCUGCAGCCUGACGGGGUGAUCCUGUACAGCAUCCGAAUCACCUCCACGGUGGCCUGCGACAUGGAUCUGGCCAAGUACCCCAUGGACGAGCAGGAGUGCAUGCUGCAUCUGGAGAGCUAUGGCUACUCAUCCGAGGACAUCGUUUACUACUGGUCUGAGAACCAGGAGCAGAUCCACGGGCUGAACAAGCUGCAGCUGGCUCAGUUCACCAUCACCAGCUACCACUUUGCCACAGAGCUGAUGAACUUCAAAUCGGCUGGUCAGUUCCCGCGGCUCAGCCUGCACUUCCACCUCCGGAGGAAUCGGGGUGUCUACAUCAUCCAGUCCUACAUGCCCUCCGUCCUCUUAGUUGCCAUGUCCUGGGUCUCCUUCUGGAUCAGCCAGGCAGCGGUGCCUGCCAGGGUGUCUCUAGCAGGCAUUACCACGGUGCUGACCAUGACCACGCUGAUGGUGAGUGCCCGUUCCUCCCUCCCACGGGCCUCGGCCAUCAAGGCGCUGGACGUGUACUUCUGGAUCUGCUACGUCUUUGUGUUUGCUGCCUUGGUGGAGUACGCCUUUGCCCACUUCAAUGCUGACUACCGGAAGAAGCAAAAGGCCAAAGUCAAGGUCACAGAGCAGAGAACAGAGAUGGACGUGAAGAAUGCCAUCGUGCUCUUCUCCCUUUCGGCUGCCGGCGUCACCCAGGAGCUGGCAGUGUCCCGCCGGCGCUGCCGCACACCUGGGAACCUCAUGGGCUCCUACAGGUGUGUGGAGAUGGAGACGGGGGAGGCCAAGAAGCAGGGGGGGCGCCGCUCAGGGGGCCAGAGAGGCCUUCGUGGGCUUUUCAAGCCCAUCGAUGCAGACACCAUCGACAUCUACGCCCGCGCAGUGUUCCCUGCAGCCUUCGUGGCGGUCAACGUCGUCUACUGGGCAGCCUACGCCAUGUGAGGCGGCAGGCGGGCUUCCCCUGUCCUGGAGCCCGUGGCUACUGAGAGAAAGGCUCUCGGGCUGAUCCGCCCGUUCUGUCUGUUUCGAAGGGGGCAUAACAACAGGCCUCAAAAAACAAGGGAGGAAAGCCUUGGCCUCCCCGAGCACCCCAGGCUCUGUCCCCGCCGUCACCUGGAAGACUACCCGGGGGCUCUCCUGCAGACCCUCCCACCCCGCUCCUCCUUAGCGGCAGAGCCGGCCUGACCCAAGGCUGAGCCAGGCAGGCUCACGGCCCUUGGGAACCUAUGCAUUUGACUCAGAAAACAAUCCUGAUUCUAGGCACUUGCUCUGCGGGCUUGGGACCAGGUCAUGAGAGGAGACUGGCGGUGCUACUUUCUUAGUGAAAUGGUGGAGAAGGGCAUCCAUGGGCCUUGGUCCCAGCAUGAAAUAAAACAAAGCGUUUGACUGC
This is a messenger RNA of Hyaena hyaena (striped hyena), 1849 nucleotides long. It is a transcript of the gene GABRD, whose product is annotated as gamma-aminobutyric acid type A receptor subunit delta. Gene Ontology annotation, cellular component: membrane; neuron projection; GABA-A receptor complex. The coding region runs from base 40 to 1401 and encodes 453 amino acids. The record is from RefSeq and is a predicted model, not a curated record. NCBI's taxonomy places the organism in Eukaryota, Metazoa, Chordata, Mammalia, Carnivora, Hyaenidae. The transcript is spliced from 9 exons. Gene Ontology annotation, biological process: signal transduction; chemical synaptic transmission; nervous system process. Gene Ontology annotation, molecular function: neurotransmitter receptor activity; GABA-A receptor activity; extracellular ligand-gated monoatomic ion channel activity.